CGUAUAAACGCAAUGCAACAGCGCACCGUGCCGUCAAUCGCUGUGUGCAUCACGACCGACCACCACGCCCUGAACAGCACGCAACGCUAUGGCCGAGCUGACGAGGACCGUCCUCCUCGUGCUUAUACUGUCUGUCGCUGUGCUCGGCAAGCACAAAAAAGUGAAGCCGAAAAAGUUGGUGUCGGCGACGACCAAGGGCAUCCAGUGCUACAACUGUCUGUCGUUCGACCACCCGGGCUGCUGGGACCCCGACCACCCGUACUACGCCAACAUCACGGUUCCCAACAUCGACUGUUACAUCCCCGGCAUGGCGUUCUUGUGUAUCGUCAUCACCUCCGAGUCGGCCAAACUAGUGCAUGGUGUGCACAGUGGACAGCGGCCAGGAGAUCGGUCCAGUACGCGCGCGCACCUGCGUGCCCGCCAAGGACUUCUCCAAGAAGACGGUGUCGUACUCCAUGUGCAGCAAGCUGAGCAACGAGCUGUCCGCCUCCGAGAUCUUCUCGCGCAUCCACGUCAGCCGGCCGCAAUGCACGCUCUGCAAGAAGCACCUGUGCACCGACGCGGCCCGCUGCUAGUCCGCCGCCCCUCUCCAACUCCUCAACUGUUAACACCCGGACUUAUAUCGACAGUCAGCGCCUGACUUUAAUCUUUGUCGCCAAGUUCGGCCCCUCAUAUCUCGCCCGACGUGUAAAUACGCAAUUAAAAUUGUUGUCGUUCGGCUGCCGCAGUUGUAAUGUAGUGAGAGCUGUUAUCGCUUUGUUUGGGAGUCGCGGCGGUUUACGCAACCCGCCGAGUUCGGUACACAAUGCUGUAAAACGCAGCUGCACCUAGCAGACGCUGUACCUACGCGGCUGCAGGCCACCGCCGCCGCCGCGGCUCCUUGUUACUAUUUGUUUUUAUAAUUAAUUAUUAUACAUAAUACAUAUUUAUAAUGUUAUUAUUUACGUAAAAGUACGAUCCAUGUUAAAUUUAUUUUCAUCUUAUUAAAUUAAUAUUAAACGCUCAA
Galleria mellonella (greater wax moth) is the source of this 1006-nucleotide messenger RNA. RefSeq lists its product as uncharacterized. The coding region runs from base 89 to 640 and encodes 183 amino acids. The record is from RefSeq and is a predicted model, not a curated record. The transcript is spliced from 4 exons. Lineage: Eukaryota; Metazoa; Arthropoda; Insecta; Lepidoptera; Pyralidae.